Messenger RNA from Cheilinus undulatus (humphead wrasse), 8966 nucleotides. RefSeq names its product solute carrier family 16 member 2 (gene slc16a2). Gene Ontology annotation, molecular function: monocarboxylic acid transmembrane transporter activity; thyroid hormone transmembrane transporter activity. NCBI's taxonomy places the organism in Eukaryota, Metazoa, Chordata, Actinopteri, Labriformes, Labridae. The transcript has 7 exons. The record is from RefSeq and is a predicted model, not a curated record. Bases 560 to 2257 code for a protein of 565 amino acids. Gene Ontology annotation, biological process: transmembrane transport.
UCAAGAGUCUAGCCAGCCUCUGGGACCCACACGGGCCUUCCUAUUUCACAUUUACAGCCUGUAAAGAUAGCGGAUGAAAGAGACGGACCGCCUAAUCGUUUCUCUUAUCACCAAGGGGUGUUGCGGAGCGUGUGCGGACUGUAUGAAAGGAAUACACUGGGGCGAGGCGGAGCGGACGUUUCACAGGUUGAUUUUUUUGGCAGCGAGCGGGGAAGCCAGCAAAAGUAAAUACAUGGUCUUGGUCUCUAUAGGCUGCCUCUAGACACAGCAGCUCACAUGUAAAGAAGAAAUAGGCGGCGCCUGAUGUUUCCUGGAAAAAUACAGACUUCAGACCAGAAUGUCACAUUCUGAGUUUGUAGGUUUUGGUUUAUCUACUCAAGUUCACACUCAGACUUGGGCUACAAUCCGCGUGUAGGUAGCUUGAGGACCGUCCGUCUCACAUAUUUUGACAGAUAGCCAAUCAAAUCUGCUAUUCAAAUUGGUUCUCUUAUGUCAGUGACCUAUAUCUCAUGCAUGUGCGCCGAGAGCCCACAGUAACCUCUCCACCAGAGCAAACGGCAUGGGGAUCAACGGGUUAGACAACCAGGCGCAACCUUCCAGUGGAGAGUCCCGCACAGAAGAGCCAGGUGCAGAUCCUCAGAUGGAGCAAAGAGAUGCACCACAAGAAGCAGACAAGAGCAAGGAGAACCAGGCGGCUGGCAGCGAGUGCAAAGUCGUACAGGAGGACGGCACCGUACAGCUGAUAGAGGCCGGUGCCAAGCCGCCCCUCUGCCCGGCGUCUGAACCCGAGGCUGGGAUCCAAGUGGAGAAGCCCGGUCAUGGAGCCGGCUUCGUCCCACCAGAAGGAGGCUACGGCUGGUUGGUGGUCUUCGCGGCAACCUGGUGCAAUGGGUCAAUUUUUGGGAUCCAAAACUCUUUUGGCAUCCUGCAUUUGAUGCUGGUGAAGGAGCAUGCCAACCCAGAGGACAAGACAUCUCAGUUUAAAGUGGCCUGGGUCGGGGCCCUCGCCAUGGGAAUGAUCUUCUUCUGCUCUCCUGUGGUCAGCAUGUUCACGGACCGCUUCGGCUGUAGGAAGACAGCAGUCAGCGGGGCAACGGUGGCUUUUAUAGGGCUGCUCAGUACAUCCUUUGCAAACUCCCUGAGCCUCCGCUAUUUCACCUACGGUAUAUUGUUUGGCUGUGGCUCCUCCUUCGCCUUCCAGCCCUCGUUGGUCAUCCUCGGACACUACUUCCGCCAGCGCCUCGGCCUAGCCAACGGUGUGGUGACGGCGGGUGCCAGCCUCUUCUCCAUGGGCCUUCCAGUGUUCCUCAACAAGGUGGUGGAGCCUCUGGGCCUCAGCAGGACCUUCCAGAUCCUCAGCCUCUUCAUGCUGGUCCAGGCCCUGCUGGCGCUGCUGUUUAAACCUUUACUGCCUCCCGGAGGAGGCAUGGGACCCCCCGGCAUGGGGCCUGGCAAACCCCAAACCCAGCCAGGAGCCACUGCCCAGGGGGGGAGCAGGUGGGGCAGGGUUGUCAGUGAGGUCAGAAAGUACUUCAACCUGCGUGUUUUCCACAUCGUGACGUACAGGGUGUGGGCCUUUGGAGUAGCCACAGCUGUGUUGGGCUACUUUGUGCCAUAUGUUCAUCUGAUCAACUUUGCCGAGAAGCAGUUCAAGGAGACCAAGAAGGAAUGGGUGCUCCUGGUUUGUAUAGGAGCUUCAUCUGGGUUGGGGCGCCUUGCCUUUGGCAAGAUUGGAGACCACAUUCCUGGUCUCAAGAAGAUUUAUAUGCAGGUGGUGUCAUUCAUGGCUCUGGGCCUGAUGUCCAUUAUGAUUCCCCAGUGCUCAGUGUUUGAGGGCCUGGUGGCUGUGUGUGUGUUCCUGGGACUGUGUGACGGAUGCUUUCUCACCAUGAUGGCUCCUAUUGCCUUUGAGCUGGUUGGGCCUAUGCAGGCUUCGCAGGCCAUAGGCUACCUUCUAGGAUUAAUGGCUCUUCCCAUGACAGCAGGUCCACCCAUCGCUGGUCUCCUCCAUGAUUACUUUGGGAACUACACGGUGGCCUUCUCCCUGGCAGGAGUGCCUCCUAUUGUCGGGGGUGUAGUGCUGUUCUUUGUCCCACUGAUACACAGCAAGCUCCAGAGAGGCCAGCCUGCAUGGACACAAGAAGAAACGUCCCCAACAGCCCACAUGUUGCCCACUGCUCAACCAACAGAGGAUCCCAAGGGCUGCUCCAAUGGAGUCAUCCUGCCUGGCUACACUGACGUAGAGACACACAUCUGAGUCGCAAUGUACAAAGGGAUUCGGCCCACCAGCACCUUAACUCAUCUUUAGAUUGACCUCCUCCCAAACAUGAACUUCCUGUUGGCUGAUAAAUUAACCCUCUAACCUUACUGGACUCUCAAUGUCUGCUUGUAAUUUUUAAUGUGGAGGGAAUUAAGAAAGGGGGAAUGCUAUGGCUACCAGCCACAGAGGAAGAAAGGAGGCGCUUCAGAGUAGGACCAAGGACCUGUGAAUGGAGGAGAAGCACAACACAGUCCCAGCUAGGAUUGCCUCCUGAGAUGGGACUCUGUGGUUACAUGAACCUCCAAGAGGAAAGAAAUGAAGAGAUUUUUUCUUUCACUGGUAAUUUUUGUUUUCACAGCUUUUAUCUCACUGCCAUAGCUUUUUGAAGCAGUAGAAGUCCGUUUUUUAGAUAACACUGAUACAUUAAGGUGAGAGGCAUUUAGAACUAAGCAUUAAUGAAGGGAUGAAUUUACAGUUUGUUUUGUAGUACUUUUUUCAUCUAAUCUUUUAACACAUUACACUCUGUUUAGUUUCAGCAGCUUGAAAGAAAUUUCAUCUUGAGUGAUUUUUCAUACUUCUUUUCUGAACAUGGUGGCUGGUUACAAGAGUAACAUUUUUGUUAAAUGUCACAGGACAGACUAUUCCUCUGAGAGAUCAGCCACCAGACACCAUCACCUCAUCUCAACCGCACACUGUAACGCACAGUCCUCACAACACCAUGGCUCCAAAAACGCCACCAAAUGUUCUACUCUACCAGCCUGCCUGCAAGGGAUGCAUAUGCCAUAAUCCCUCUAUUUCCACGUAGGUCAGGGACCUAGCUUAUAAAAAGUAUGCAGUCAAAGGAAACGAGGCAUGACACGAAACACUAUGGUUGAUACCAGGUCUUUUCUCAAUGUGUACAGCCUUAACUUUCAGAGUUUUUAUUCCAACCAUCACACUCUACGAUUUUUAAAGGCCUUUAAUGGUUUUGGCAGGGUGCUAGACAAAUCCGAGUAAACUGUGUUUGUAAUAAUUCUCUUUAUUUUUUGUAUUGUGAACACUGUGUACUCUUAGAAGCAGAAAUCUUGCUUUUUGUAGAGUUUUUGGGAGAUCGACAGCGUUGGGUAGACUUCAGAGAAGGCAUUUUGUGAACUUUUCCUCUCUUUGAAUGUGAGUUUGCAAGUGUUGCUACUGUGCAGCACCUGUUUUCCUUUGAUUGUAGAGGCAUUAAUGUGGGUUUUUAGGCAUCUGUGUGACAGUCUGUCGAUAAAUAGGGACUACUGAAGCUGCCGCAUAGCUUGAGCCCUCAUCAAGCUGUCUCACAGGUAAUCAAAUCAAAUUGCUGCUUUUCAUCGUGUCAUGAGGGCGCACUCACUGUGUUGGCAGUAACGAAAUAUAAUGUCUUAGCUUUAUUGAGCGGUUCCUUUUUUAGGGUAGGAAGGACUGUUUGCAGUAAUUUUAAACCCUUGGACCAUGCCGUUUGCACUCUUAGAGUACAAGUUCUUGGGCAGGUAGUUUUUUUAAUGAACGGAUGUGAAGUAGAGCUGCAAUAACUGAGUAUUUGACUCUGGUUGAAUGCGUAGCUUCGUAGCUUCUGCGUUGCAAAGCUUACAGAGCCUCAAAGCUACACAAACCUCACUGCUGAGUGUAGCUUCUUUAAGGAGGGUAUUACAGUAGGAAAAACACCUCUGGAUAGGAAACAUACACCAAUACCUCAGUGAUCAAACAAUCCUCAGCAAUCCAGUCGAACACGUUGACAUUCUGCAUUACUCUAUAGUGUCCGUUCUGUCUGUGUGUGUUGUGUAGGUGUAAUCUAAAUCAGGUCUCAGAGCCACAGAGUUGCCAAACACCUGGUUAAUAUUGACCUCUCUUCCUCAGAAACCUCAUUAGUGUCUGUUUUGGUGCCACAAUUUUGGAAACUUCCAUUGGUCAUAUCUGAACAGUAGGCAUGUUAUGAGUUUAGAGAUUUACUCUUCCUUCUAAUUUUGCCUUUACACCGUUAUCUUCUUUGCUCUUCAUCUACACCAUUCCUGUCAGCAUCUCGUCAUGAAAACCUUACUUUUCUUUGAAAUGUUUUUAUUCAUGUGUAAUAUUCUUGAAGUUAAACGAGACACUAAAUCCGAAUCAAAAACCCUUCGAUGGUUACAACAUAGGCCUCUUGUUUGGUUAGGUUUUAUUGGCAGUGCAGAGUAGAGGUAUUUGAUGAGCCACUUAGGAUGUAAGCUAGCCAGUGUCUGCAAAUCAUCAUUAUUUCAGUCUUACUUUAUAUCAUUUCAGAUCAACCUCCAAACAUACCAACGUGAAAAAGAAGUCCUGAAUUGUCAAACAGUAUCUCUUAACCAAAAUCAUCGUUCUUCUGCUUAAUUAAUAAUGGUCAACUGUGAAAAUUCUGAUAUUUAUUUCUAAUGAAGGUUACUUAGGCAGCUUUCUAUAAAAACCCUUAGGAUUUUUAGCUGAUUCCCAGUUUUUAAGAAAGCAUCCACUUUGUAAAAGUUAAACCUUCGUAUUGAAAUAGUUUUUAGAGUAUUUGUUUUUAAAACUACUGCUCACUGCUUUCUAUGGAAGCCCUAGGCAGACAAACAUCCAUGCAAUUUAUUUCUCAACAUUUUCCAGUGAAAAGCAAAUUUUGGUUGUUUUCUAAAGAUCAUAACACAUUUAUCUAGGUAGCUUGGGGUUUUCAUGAGUUUCUUGAGAUCUCAAGAUAACAACGAAAACUAAUAAUUACCAGUAGGGAUUCAGUGACACUUGAAUUGGGUAUCAGUGUUGAUACCAUGCCUAUGUACUUCCACUCAUUGCAGAUAUCGUUCUCUGUGUCAUUUCACAAGAUGUUAACCACUGGUGGUCUCAGUGGUGACUGUCCCUUUUGAUGCCCUAAUAUUUGGAAAGAAAAGAUUAAAAAAAAUUACUAAAGUGCCCUUUAGGAUGCCCCUAUGGUACUUAAAAACAUGAUAAAGUGCCCUUUAGGGUGGCCUGUCAGAUGAAAAACAUGAUAAUACCCCCUCCCUACUAGGAGAGACUGAACCCUGUGUACAUUAAGACUCAGUCCUGUAUUUUUCAAAACCCAGGAAUCAAUAAUGUUUUAGCUUAUCCAUACUGCUAUCGAGUCUCAUGGUUUCAGUGGCAUAAUAUUAUUUUAUCUUAUCACUUGAGUAAAAACGUACUUAGGUUCUUGCAGGAGGAGCAGAGGCUCAAAUCACAUCAACAUUUUGCAUGAAAUUAAAUUAAAAUUUGGCACUUUCAACUGUCAGCUUGAAGGGAAAUAACACUGGAUGAGAUGUGAGUAGCAAGCAAUUAUCUCACAACACUGGCUUUAUCUGUUCCAAGAUGAUUACCCUCCUUAUCCGCUCAGAUAAGUGCAGAGAAGUGUUUCAAAACUUUGCAGCAAGUCCACUUACUAAAAAUAUUAAUCCAAUGUUGACAUAUUUGGUGAAAUUGUCAGAAUUAAAGCAGACUUAACAAGCAGACAGUUAUAAUGUGUUCAAGGUCAGUUAAGUAAAAAUGAUGAGCAGAUGAAUGUUAAUAAAAAGUGAUGUGUUUCAAUAUCACAUCACUUUUGAGGAAUUAUACAAUUUCAGCAUUAUAAAUAGGUAUAACAGAAGGACUCAGGACUAUUUAAACUGAAGCACUACUCAGCUUAUACUUUUGUUAAGAUGUAUUGUCAUCUUCUACUCCCAUCAAUCAGCAUAAAAGGAUCGGUAGUGGUAUUGAUGAGGAUAUAAUUAUCAAUGAAAAUAAGUGAUCCUUUCUAUCCCUAUUCCUACCCUGACCAAGUUCCUCCAAAUACUGUAUAUGGCACAUUACCAGUGACACGCUCAAAACUGGAGCAGAUCAGGACCAAGCUCAGUGAGAGGGACUUUCCAUCCAAACAGUGCUGUGAAAAGCAUCUAUAGACCUGCAGGCCUCACUUGACUCUGUUCAGAUCAGUGUUCAUCAUCCAACAAUGAGACUUAGCAAAACUUACAUCCAUGGGAGAGCUCCAAGGCCAAAUCUACAGCUGACAAAAAGAACACAAAGGCUCGUCUCACAUUUUCCAAAGAAAACAUCUUGAUGAUCCUCCAAACUUUUGGGAAAAUAUUCCAUGGACUGAUGAGACAAAUGUUGAAUUUUUUGCAAGGUGUGCGUCCCACUACAUCUGACAUAAAACUAACACAGAAUAGCCUACCUGGUUAAGUACCUGGAGGAUUUGUCAACCUGACAUGCCAGAUGGACUAUUUCGUAUAUCCAUUGCAUAGAUAUUGACUGAUGACAGACAUAGAGUCUGGUCAAUCCUUCAGUUUUGCAAGGUGAGGAAUCAUAAACUAUGCUCUCUACCAGAAAAUCAUGAAGAAGGACAUCAGGCCAUCAGUUCAUGACUUCAGGCUAAAGUGCACUUGGCUUAUGCAGCAGGCCAGUAGUCCCAAACACACCAGAAAAUCCACCUCUGAGUGGCUUAAAAAAACAAAAUGAAGGUUUGGAAUGGCCUAGUCAAAGCCCAGACUUAAAUCUCAUAGAGAUGCUGUGGCAUGACCUUGAGAAGGCCGCUCAUGCUCGAAACCCUCCAAUGUGGCUGAAUUAAAACUAUUCUGCAAAGAAAAGUUAGCCAAAAUUCCUUCAUGAAUGUGAAAGACUCAUUUACAGUUGUUGCUGCCAAGAGUGGCAAAAUCUGAUGUUCAGUUAGGAGCCAAUUACUUUCUUGCAUAGGGCCAGGUAGGUUUGGAUGACUUUUGUUGCCCUAAUAAAUUAAAUUAUCAUAUAAAAAUUGCAUUUUGUGAACUAAAUGGUUCAAUAAUUCAUAAUUCUUCAUCUGUUAUUACAAAGGUGUGGUAGGUUGUAAUCGUGAUCAGUGAGUAACAAAAUCCAGUCCAAAAAAGAGGUAUCAGUGCAUCCCUAAUUAACAUCUUAGUUAUAGUAAGAUAAUGAAAUGGAUGAAUUGAGUGAAAAACAAAAUGAAAUAAAAUGUAUGGGUGUAUUUCCUCUUAGGGCGUCUGUAGCUUUCAAACUCGAGGCCUAUGUUUCUGAAGUCUAACAAUCUGGCAGAUAAUUGAAAUGACUACAUAGGUUUUAGUCUCUGGCAACCAUAAAGGAGAAACUUCAGCAUUUUGCCUCUGGGUGCCUGCAAAAUGCUGAAUGUGUCUCCAUGCACAAAUGUCUCGAUAAAAUGUUCUCAAAAUGUUUUGUAUUUGUUGUGUUUUGUCAUUUGACUGUGAACUUCCAAGUGUUUUCCCCAACUGUUAUGUGUUGAAUUUGUUGUCACCUUGUUAAGCCAGCAACUUCACAUCAUGCUGUGUUAUAUAAAACAAUCUCUUUAAAAAGGAGGCAUGAUUUAAAAAAAGAGACUUUAAAAGUCUAAGCAGUAACCUCAGUUUGAAAACAGAUUUGCCUUACAGUUACUGAACAGCUGUGAUACACCAGAACCAGAUCAGACAUGUUGCUUGUAAAGUGAUUAUUUUUUUAGAUUUUAAAUGUGAUUUUUUUACUCAUUAAUUUUUGUCAUUUCUGGUCCUUGAUCUGUCUUCACCGCCUCCAUGUUUGAUUUCUGACUUACCCAGUUUCUGGUUAGAACCAGCUGUGUGCUUCAGUUAGGAAAUAUAUCAACAUAUGUACUUUUAUUUACUUUGUAAUGGUUUUUAAUCAACCUUAAAUUGUUUUUAUUGUGUUUUCCUGUUUUAAAUAAUUGAUUUUAUUUGUAUUUUAGUGUGUUUUUGGUGAUUAAUAUCAAUGACUACUGGAAAUAAUGAGCUGUAAAGCUGCUUAAUUGAAUUAAAUUUUAAAAAGUGAAGGAGCUGAAGGAAAUGAAGAAAGACAUUCACAUCUGGAUGGUCAGUCAGAACAGUGCUUGGCUUGUCUCCUCACCUAUGCAGCAUUGUCAGGCUCAGGGUCUGUAAUCUGCAACUGCUUCACUCUUUAAAGCUCCUGUGAGGAGUUUUUGGCUGGUAAUAAACAGUUUAAAAUUAAAAUAAGGCAUAUGACAUGCAAAAGCGAACAAGACCAUCAGUAGCAAUCAGUAACCGAAUCACCUUUGAAGUCAAAAUUCCAAUCUGGGAAAUCAUUUACAAACUCAAAACUGGAAGGCAGUCACCUUGGAUGUGAUGCCAUUUCCAGCUCUGACACCUGACCUCCCAGGAAGGCAUUAAAGACAGUCCUCAUCAGUGUUAGCACAUGCAGUUAACAACAUUCUGUCAGUACAGCCAGAAAAAAAUUAAACCAAAUUUUAUUGUUUUCACGGUUAAACAUUUAAAAUAAAGAAGGAUUAAUUUCUAUAACUUGCAUGUGCACAGGGCUGAGAUAAAUUAUCCUGUUUGUAUUUGGGAGUCGAGGAAAUUGAGAUCCCUCACUGUAGCUUUAAAGUCUGAACAUGUAAAACUCUAAAUGAUGAAUGUUAAUUCAUCUCUUCUCAGCUCUGCUGUUCCUCCGUACAGCAGGGACCCCACACAGACUUAAACUACUAACACUACUACAUGAUCUAGUUGUGAACACAAACUACAUGUUACUCAUGUUACUAUUCUAAUAUUCAGUUUUUUGAACAUUUCUCUUCAAAGUUGUUUCUUCUGAUGCUUUCCUGCAUCACACAGCAAGCAGGUCAAAGCUACAGAGACGCACAGCUGAACCAUAAUUACAGAUGGGCUUGUAUCAAACCUCAUAACAAGAUAAAGCUAAUGGGCACUAUUUGGUCUCUCUGAUGUUACAUUUUCCACAUGUAGAGCAAACUUAUCAAUUUUAAUAAAAUCUGCAUCUUUUUAGAACUUGA